AUGUCGUCUUUUACAUCAUUAACACUCGCACCUACACCUCUCGUCACGUUCAACAUUGCCACGCCGAGCAGAACACUGGACGCUAUAAGAGCAAGCGGUGGUUUCAACGUACACGUCCUAUCAGGGGAUGAGCGGGGCGCAAAUGUUGCGAGUCACUUUACAAAAGGCAAUUUUGGAGGGAAUGCAUUCAAGGGACUGGAUUACACCCAAGAAGGCGACGAGGCGCCUGUACUAAGAGAGGACGGCGUCAUGUUUGCUCUUCGGUGUAGGGUACUCCAAGAUGCGCCAGAGGGAGGGCUCUUGAGAGUGAGAGAUCAUGUUAUUGUUGUGGGAGAGGUUGUAGAGAUGGUGAGGGUUGCGGAAGAGGAGGACGAGGACUUUGGGCUUGUCUAUGCGGAUAGAAAGUAUAGAGAGGUUGGAGUGGUGUUGGAGAU
Fusarium musae is the source of this 434-nucleotide messenger RNA. RefSeq lists its product as uncharacterized. The record is from RefSeq and is a predicted model, not a curated record. Gene Ontology annotation, molecular function: FMN binding; riboflavin reductase (NADPH) activity. NCBI's taxonomy places the organism in Eukaryota, Fungi, Ascomycota, Sordariomycetes, Hypocreales, Nectriaceae. The transcript has a single exon. The annotation marks the transcript as partial.